Molecule: messenger RNA, 864 nt
Organism: Trifolium pratense (red clover)
Lineage: Eukaryota; Viridiplantae; Streptophyta; Magnoliopsida; Fabales; Fabaceae
Product: peptidyl-prolyl cis-trans isomerase CYP18-1
Exons: 5
Coding region: 100-582 (160 amino acids)
Biological process (GO): protein folding; protein peptidyl-prolyl isomerization
Cellular component (GO): catalytic step 2 spliceosome
Molecular function (GO): peptidyl-prolyl cis-trans isomerase activity
Source: RefSeq, a predicted model, not a curated record
UUUAUAUCAAGUUACAUAUAAAUAGAGUGGCAGUGCAGUGGCAAACCCAAACCCAAGCAUCAUAACCUUGUUCUCCAGAAGCAUCAAAUAAAUCCUCCAAUGUCUGUUACUCUUCACACAAACCUAGGUGAUAUCAAAUGCGAAAUCUUCUGCGACGAGGUCCCUAAAACCUCCGAGAAUUUUUUAGCGCUGUGUGCGAGUGGUUACUAUGAUGGGACUAUAUUUCACCGCAAUAUUAAAGGCUUUAUGAUUCAAGGUGGAGACCCAACUGGUACUGGCAAAGGAGGGACUAGUAUAUGGGGCAAGAAGUUCAACGACGAGAUAAGAGAAUCAUUGAAGCACAAUGCAAGGGGAAUGUUGUCAAUGGCUAACAGUGGUCCAAAUACUAAUGGAAGUCAGUUCUUCAUUAGUUAUGCAAAACAGCCCCAUUUGAAUGGACUAUAUACUGUGUUUGGAAGAGUAAUUCAUGGAUUUGAAGUUCUUGAUCUCAUGGAAAAGACUCCAACAGGGGCAGGUGAUCGACCACUUGCAGAGAUAAGGCUCAACCGUGUAACGAUGCAUUCUAACCCACUUGCUGGUUAGACCAGUCUCUAUAGUUCAUGUAAAAUUGAAGUUUCUAUUUCCCAAAACUAUAGAUCUAACUUCUAAGUAGAGGUCAAAGAGAAUUCUUACAUUCUGAUUCAAGUACUUGGUCAUAUAUUAUUGUCUUCAGAUUUAAAGAUUCAUUUGGGUAAAAUAGUAAAAUGUACAUGGACAUAUUUGAGGCAAAUUUUUUUAUGGAUUAAGAUAUAUGCUAUUGCUUUGAACCACCUUAGGCUCUCUUUUGUUUGUGCAAGUGAAAAAUAUUGAUUAAGAUACCUGCAA